Molecule: messenger RNA, 840 nt
Organism: Spodoptera exigua (beet armyworm)
Lineage: Eukaryota; Metazoa; Arthropoda; Insecta; Lepidoptera; Noctuidae
Source: the annotation of a GenBank genome assembly
AUGAGCAUGAAUCUAUCCGCCAAACUGGAUGACCUGCAACGAGGGGACCGUCAGUUGGAGACGACGGUGGCGCUCUGCGAGAUCCGCACGCAGCUCCAGGAGUUGACCAAGAGCGUCGAGUCAUGCCAGAGUGAGGUCUCCGAGGUGAAACGUGACAUGGUCGCCAUCAAGCAAGAGUUGGACACGGUGCAGCAAGUGAAGGAAGAAAUCGAAGAGUUGCGUGAAUACGUCGACCGGCUCGAGGAACACUCCCAGCGAAGGAAACUCAGACUGCUUGAACAGGUUCAAGACAUCAGAAGAGCAGCAAAGUACGCCACUACUAGUUGCCUGAAAGUAGACCCACCAGCAGUAAGUGAGGUCAUGAUGUUCUACACAUAUAGUAGAUGCAAGACAUCGUGUAGAAUACACAAGGUUCCAAAGCCGAAGACAGUUCGCAAAAGCUGUUUUCCGUUGAAGGGCCUUACCUUCUUCCUGUCGUACGCAAUCCUCGCUGCGGUCCUGGGAAUGCUGCAGUUCGGGUACAACACUGGUGUCAUCAACGCUCCUGGCAAGUGGUCAAAUGGCGUUAACAAAAAUGUUUUCUUUGCUCCAUAUCAGAACAUCGCAAACUUCAUGAAGGAUGUGUACAAGAACCGGUAUGGCAUGGAUCUCCAAGACGACACCGUGAACAGGCUUUACUCUAUAGCAGUCAGUAUCUUUGCUAUUGGUGGCAUGCUGGGCGGAUUCUCGGGCGGUAUGAUCGCAAACAGGUUCGGAAGUGUGAAGGACAGUAUGUCACUCCAUAUGACAAAAGCAUUGGAUAUCGUGCCUCAAACUAAAUCAAUGCAAAAAUGUAUCUAA